Molecule: messenger RNA, 2472 nt
Organism: Effrenium voratum
Lineage: Eukaryota; Dinophyceae; Suessiales; Symbiodiniaceae
Source: the annotation of a GenBank genome assembly
CAGCAUUUUGCUCGUUUGUAGUGCAGCUCCGUUUUCCUACUCCCAGAAUGCCGGCUACUCGUUCCCAGCGUGCUGCUGCCGUGGCUGCAGCAGGUGCCGCUGCCACCAUGUUGGCGCCAGCAUUUGUCGCUCCCAAAACCGCGGGCGCCGUCAGUGCCAAUGUCACACCUGCAUCUGCGGCGCCUGCGGCGCCUGCUGCGGCGCAGUGCAGCGUCUUGGGCGCAGGAGCAGCGGCCCUUGCCGCCGCUGCUGCCGUGAGGCCCUCCAAGCGCUGCGCCAGGAAGGAGGCAGUGGUGCGCAUGGCAACAGCCACUGAUGUGGACGUCGACACGGAGUGCAUCAACGCCAUCCGCUUCCUGGCUGUGGAUGCCGUGAACAAGGCAAACAGUGGCCACCCGGGUGCCCCCAUGGGACAAGCUCCGAUUGGAUACUUGCUCUUUGCGGAGGAGAUGCAGCACAACCCUAAAGACUCCAAGUGGGUGAACAGGGACCGCUUCGUGCUCUCUUCAGGCCAUGGAUGCAUGCUGCAGUACUCUCUGUUGCACUUGGCUGGGUACGAGAGCGUCUCCAUGGAUGAUCUCAAGCAGUUCCGCCAGUGGGGCUCUAAGACCCCGGGCCACCCGGAGAAUUUCGAGACAGACGGCAUCGAAGUGACCACGGGUCCUUUGGGCAUGGGCAUCUCCAAUGCUGUGGGCCUUGCCGCUGCAGAGGCGCACCUUGCCGCAGUGUACAACAAGCCCGGCAUGGAGCUGAUUGACCACUACACGUACACUAUUGCGGGUGACGGGUGCAUGCAGGAGGGCAUCUCCCAUGAGGCCUGCGCCUACGCUGGCCACCUUGGCUUGGGCAAGCUGAUUGCCUUCUACGAUGACAACGGCAUCACCAUCGAUGGCCACACCGACCUCUCCUUCACCGAGGACGUGGGCAAACGCUUCGAAGCCUAUGGCUGGCAGGUGUUGACGGUGAGCGAGGGCAACACGGAUGUGGAUUCCAUCCGCAAGGCCAUCAAGGAUGCCAAGGCUUGCACAGACAAACCGACGCUCAUCAAGGUGAAGACCACUAUCGGCUUUGGCUCCCCCAACAAGGCGGACAGCCAUGACGCCCACGGGGCACCCCUGGGAGCAGAUGAGGCGGAGGCGACGCGCAAGCAGCUGGGCUGGGACUACGGCGAGUUUGAGGUGCCGGAACAGGUCUACGACACCUUCCGCAAGCAUGCGUCCUCAGGUGCCGAGAAGCAAAAGGCUUGGGAGAAGAUGUGGGAGGAGUACCAGGAGAAGGAGCCGGAGCUGGCGGCGCAGUUCAAGCGCGCAGUGAUGGACCGGGAGCUGCCGAAGAACUGGAGGGAUGCGCUGCCCAAGGUGACGCCCGAAGACAAGGGCAAGGCAACGCGCUUGCACUCGCAGGACUGCCUGAAUGCCAUCGCCAAUGUCCUGCCGGAGUUCAUGGGCGGCUCGGCCGACUUGGCGCCCUCCAACAUGACCUUGAUGAAGUGCACGGGCGACUUCCUCUCGGGCAGCUAUUCUGAGCGCAACAUGCGAUUUGGCAUCCGCGAGUUCGGCAUGGGUGCUGUUUCAAACGCGCUCUCCCUGGACAAGACAGGCAUUAUUCCUUAUUGCGCCACCUUCACCAUUUUCACUGACUACAUGCGCGGCGCCAUCCGCAUUGCUGCGCUGUCCCAAGCAGGCACCAUUUUCGUGACCACCCAUGACUCCAUCGCAGUUGGAGAGGAUGGGCCCACCCAUCAGCCCAUUGAGACGAUCCCAUCACUCCGACUCAUUCCGGACCUUACAGUGAUCCGCCCUGCGGACGGCAAUGAGACUGCUGGCGCCUAUGCGUAUGCCGUGGAGCGCUCCAAGAAUGACUCCCGGCCUACGAUGAUGGCCUUCUCCCGCCAAGCCUUGGACAACCUCCCCAACUCCUCCAUUGAGAACACCCUCAAGGGUGCCUACGAGGUGAUUGAGUGUGCGGACCCGGAGCUCAUCCUGAUUGGAACUGGCUCAGAGGUUGGCCUUUGCGUGGACGCGGCCAAGAGAAUGGAUGGCAAGAAGGUGCGAGUGGUGUCCAUGCCAUCCUGUGAGAUCUUCCGGGCCCAGUCGGACAGCUACAAGUCAGAGCUGCUGCCUGGCGAUGUGCCCAAGAUGAGCGUGGAGGCUGCCUGCACCUCUGGCUGGGGCGAGUUUGCGGACGCCUUCGUGGGCAUCGACGUCUUUGGCGCCUCUGCACCGGGCGGCACCUGCCUGGACAAGUUUGGCUUCAAUGUCGACAAUGUGUUCAGCUGCGCGGAAAGGUGUCUCUCUGGCGAGAAGGGCGUGCUGUCCAACGGAUCUCAAGGAAAGCACUGAGGCGCUUUGUGAGCGUUCGCGCUCUCCAGAACUGGCUGUAAUUUUCUUUAGCCCAUUCGGAGAUUGCAAGACCUCGCCGUGCACUCUUAGUUUUUGACGAGCAACGCUUUGUUAUGUGCCAGCUGUCUCA